Messenger RNA from Sesamum indicum (sesame), 1693 nucleotides. NCBI's taxonomy places the organism in Eukaryota, Viridiplantae, Streptophyta, Magnoliopsida, Lamiales, Pedaliaceae. The record is from RefSeq and is a predicted model, not a curated record.
UAAAUAAUAGAAAAGAUGUGUACCACGUCACUUGAUUUGCGGCUUUGCUUGCUAUCCAAGUUCAACAAUGGGUGCUGCGCUAACGAUCAGCAGUCAGCAGCACACUGCAGUGCAGUGCAGGCGGCUCUUCUCUUCCCCACUCCCACUCAAAUCAUUGAUUGCCUAAUCGCCAGUGAAGUCAAAACAGAUGUCCCACCUUUUCCACCUUUAAAACACAGCCACUUCUUCAUCCUACCUCCCAAUCCCAAUCCAAUCCCACACCUCUUCCCCAUCCAAUCACUCUCGUUAACUGCUCUUUUCCUUGGACGAAUGGAGUCCGAAAUCCAUGAAGACAUUGUUAUAGUGGGUGCGGGCAUAGCUGGACUCUCUACAGCUCUUGGACUUCACAGAUUGGGAAUUCGGAGUCUGGUUCUGGAAUCAUCAGACGGUCUCAGAAUUACUGGGUUUGCGCUUACCAUGUGGACUAAUGCCUGGAGAGCGCUUGAUGCGCUUGGUAUUGGCGACUCCCUCAGAGCCAGAUCUCUCCGAAUGCAAGGUAUUGAAGCCUGUUCCCGGAAUCCCAGCCUGCGUAGUCAGCAGCAAGGUGGUGAUGCAGACCUCAAAUUUGACAUGUUUGAAAGCCGUUGUGUGAAAAGAAAAGACUUGCUAGAAAAUUUAGAGAGAGAACUGCCACAAGGAACCAUCAGGUAUUCUUCCAGGAUUAUUUCUAUUGUUGAAUCAGGUCGCCUCAAAUUGCUGCACCUUGCGGAUGGUACUGAUGUUAGAGCUAAGGUGUUGAUUGGAUGUGAUGGAGUCAAUUCAGUGGUGGCAAAAUGGCUGGGGCUUCAGAAUCCAGUUAAUGCUGGGCGAUCGGCAAUCAGAGGAUUUGUUGAGUACAUGGAUGGCCAUGGCUUUGAGCCAAAGUUCCAUGCCUACUUUGGUGGAGGUGUGCGUUAUGGUUUUAUACCCUGUGACCAAAAGAGCAUAUACUGGUUUUGCACCUUCACUCCGUCACUCUUCACAUAUGAUGAAAAUGAGCAAGAUCCCCUGAAAAUGAAGCAAUUUGUGAUGAGCAAUAUCUGGGAUGCACCAAAACAUGUAUCGGAUAUCGUGGAGAGAACUGGGCUAGACUGCAUCUCCUGCGCUCCUCUAAAAUUCAGACAACCAUGGAACAUUUUGCAGGGAAACAUUGUCAAAAACAAUGUUUGUGUAGCUGGUGACGCCCUACAUCCCAUGACACUGGAUAUAGGUCAAGGAGGGUGCUCAGCUUUAGAAGACAGCAUCAUUCUUGCCAGAUGUCUGGCCGAAGCAUUGUUGAGAAAACAAACUUGCAACGACAAAGAAAAAGAUGAAGACUAUGUAAGGAUGGAAAAGGGUCUGGAGAAGUACUCAAAAGAGCGGAGAUGGAGAAGUUUCAGUCUCAUCAGCACGGCAUAUGUUGUUGGCCUGAUACAAGAGAGUGAUAGCAAAGUAAUAAGGUUCUUGAGGAAAAACUUGCUGUUUCAGUUUCUUGUUGGUAUUUUUGAGAGGAUGGCUGACUUUGACUGUGGGGAGUUAAUCGUUUCUUGAAACGGUUAACGCUGAAGCGACAAAUUUGAGUCUCAAUGCUUAAUAAGUUACCGAAAAAGUAGGUUUUUUUGGUAAAAAUGUUAGUAUUUUGACAGUUGAUGAAAUUUUAUUUGAGAUACCAAGCCCACAUAAUGCGUUUUAUUCA